UCCUCAUCAUCAUCAUCAUCAUCAUCAUCGUCGUCGUCAUGGAGACGAGGAUGUUGUUGUUUUCCGUUCUUCUCUGGACUGCUGGACACUGUAAGGUUAAAGAUCUGUCGGGGAAGCAGUUCACUUUUCCCAGUGAUCCCAGUGGUGUAAACGAGCCCCACGUUAUUCUUCAUGUCAACACUGUUUCCAUCCCUACGAUGACCGUCUGCCUUCGGUUCUUUUCUCAACUGAAACGGACUCAGGGACUCUUUUCUUUGGCGACUCGCGACCACAGCAACGCUCUGCUGCUGAUGAAGGACGGUCAGGGAUCGUACAAGGUCCACUCAGGCAGCGAUUCAUACUUCUUCCUGAAUCUACCGACCCACGAGCUGGACUGGAACUCGAUCUGCUGGACCUGGGACUCUGGGACCGGGCUGACCCAGGUGUGGCUGAACGGGCUUCGUACCUCCCAGAAGCUAAUGGGACUGAACUAUGUAGUGAGCGGGAAUCUGAGCAUCAUCAUCGGUCAGGAGCAAGAUGAAUUUCGAGGUGGUUACAACUUGAACGACUCGUUUGAAGGGGACAUUACUGACCUUCACAUGUGGGACCACAUCGUGUCUGCAUGUGACAUCCGGUCCUACAUGAAUCAGGGUUCCUUCGAUCCCGGGAACCUCCUCGACUGGAACAACCUCAGCUACAGAGUCUCAGGGAACGUCUUCAUCCAGGACAGCGAUUUCCAAGAACCGAUCUGUUAGUAAUGAGUU
Thunnus maccoyii (southern bluefin tuna) is the source of this 743-nucleotide messenger RNA. RefSeq names its product C-reactive protein-like. NCBI's taxonomy places the organism in Eukaryota, Metazoa, Chordata, Actinopteri, Scombriformes, Scombridae. The transcript has 2 exons. Bases 39 to 734 code for a protein of 231 amino acids. The record is from RefSeq and is a predicted model, not a curated record.